GACGGUCGUGGAUCUACCGAGACGUGUUAAAAUAGUGCUGGUGUACGACUGAUAUCGUUUCGCUCGCCAAUGUUUAAAAACAUAUCGACCGUUAGCCAAGUGUGGUCGUAUAAGGUCGAGCGAGCGUACCUACGUGGUGUGUGACAUACUGAAGUUUGAAUAAGUGUGUGUUGUAAAAAUGCGUGGUUUGUGGUCUCAUUUGGCUGCGCUGGGGUGGGUGGUGUCGCUGGUGGGGUGCCACACACCCGGCAGCGAGCUGGAGUCCGUGCGGUACGGGCCCACAGACGACCGGUUCAUCAGUGACACGUACACAGUCGCGAACAUUAAUAUUACGUACAGAGAUGAACAUGGGGAGGUGUACACGGAAACAUCAGAGUCCGGUAAAUAUGGAGAGGGUUACAUCGGUUCUUCGCGAGGUAUUGCAGUCCACGUGAGGUCUAAAGACGCAGAGCGAGACCAUACUGGCUGCCAAUGGCCACUCCUGUCCACAGCGGCUCCCAACGAACCUCUACCUUCAGAACCUUGGAUCGCCGUCAUUAGAAGAGGCAGCUGCAAUUUCGAAAUCAAGGUGCAGAAUGCAUGGCGCGCGAACGCGACUGCGGUCCUCAUAUACAACGACCGGGACACCACCAACUUGGAGAAAAUGAAGCUGUCCACUGACAAUGGACGUAACAUAAGUGCGGUGUUCACAUACAAAUGGAAGGGCGAGGAAAUAGCUCGGCUGGUGGACAACGGCACUCGUGUCACCAUCGGGAUUAUCAAGGGCAGGACAUUCGCUCACGUCAGCAACAAUAUUAACAAGACAUCUGUGCUGUUCGUGUCGAUAUCAUUCAUUGUACUGAUGGUCAUCUCGCUAGCGUGGCUCGUCUUCUAUUACAUACAGCGCUUCAGAUACAUACACGCCAAAGACAGACUCUCUAAACGUCUAUGCUGUGCGGCUAAGAAAGCGUUGUCAAAAAUACCUCUUAAGAGUUUAAAGACUGAUGAUAGGGAAGUUCAAGGUGACGGCGAGUGCUGCGCCAUCUGUAUAGAACCUUACAAAGUGUCUGAAACAUUAAGAUCUCUUCCUUGUAGACACGACUUCCACAAGAACUGCAUAGAUCCGUGGUUAUUGGAGCACCGCACGUGUCCCAUGUGCAAGAUGGACAUACUCAAGUACUACGGCUUUGUGUUCACAGGCAGCCAGGAGAGCAUCCUGCAGCUGGAGGUGGAGGAGGCCCGCAGCCGGGCGCUGUCCCCCGCACGGAACCGACAUCCGCUCACACUCGUACAUUUGACGAGCGAUAAUUCGUAUGAGGAGGCUGGCAGUGAGCGCAGUAGUCGCGCCUCGUCUCCGGACGAGCUGGUACCCUCGCUGCCCAGGAAUUGCGACACGCCGCGUCACCACCACCCCAGCAGGUCGUGCACGUCGUCACCUUCAGGGUCGCAGCGCGCGGAGACCUCGCGGCAGGACGCGGCCACCACCAGCUCAGCAGUACAGGAGUGAGUUCCACAGUGCCAAGUGUAAUGAGUAGUGUCACUCAGUGAGACUUUGUGUUCAUUAUCCUAAAUACUCAAAUACAAGACAAACCUCCAGUGAUGAAAACACUCGUUGAAUGGUGGAUGACAAGUGAUAUUUUUCGUAAUUAAGGACAUAUAUAGCGUAUUCGGAUACUUCGAUAUUCACCGCGACUCCGCCUAGUCAACGAAAUAAGUGUUCUUCCUAACCCUUGUGACAUAUGAACUUAAAACUUUUGUAAAAAAAAACAUCAACAAAAAUAAGGUUUUUUUCUAUGAAAUAUGUAAGUAUUUGUAAUCAGUCAAAUGUUCGCCGUACUUUUUAAUAAUUGUUUUUGAUUGGUUCGUGAUCUCAUAAGUUAAUCUUAUCUUGUGUUAUUUUUAUGUAACAUAUAACAUAACUUAACAUUCGUGUGACUAAUGUAAUUGUAGUUAGUUGUGGUGGCCCUUUUGUAACUAUAAUAUGUUUGGGAUUAAGGGUAUCCGUCCAUAUUGAUAAUAACUAACAAGAUAACAGUAAAGCCUCUUCUAUGACAGUGUUGUAAUCGCUUGUAUACGUAUUCAAAUGAAGCAUAGAAUGUUUGUCGUACCCAAUCUACUAGACUUCUAUCCUUGUAGCGCUGCUUCUUUUAGAUUGCAGUCAUUAUUUUAUGAUUUAGAUAUAAAAUUUAAUACAUUUGACAGCCAUAUGAAUGAUUGUAAACUUAACAGUAAUUAUCGAAAGACUUUGAUGUGAAAAUGGGGCCAUUUCGCAACUGAAUUCAUUCAACGUAUGUAUGUUUUAGCGAAUGUUCAUAAGGAACCUUAUAUUUUUCAUGUACCUACUACUUCCCAAUGGUGCAAUGUUAGUGAAAACUUUGAUAACAUAACGAUAAAAACACUAAUUUCGUGACUUGAAAUAUGUAGUUAAUAAAAUCUAGUCUGAAGAUAAUGUCGCUUUUAAAUUCAGUUGUAAAAUAGUUUGAUUAUAAACUUUCGAGGCUAAUGUAUUGAAAUGUGAACUCUGUGUUAUUCAAUAUUGAACUUUAUUGUUCUGUAACUAGCCUCUACUAAGAGAUAGGUCCCGUGAAGCGUUUUAUGCGUCAGUGACAGUUUCUGAGAAGAAAUCAAAAGAGUUUGUGUUCACAAAAAUUGUAUUUAAAAGCGACCUAAUUCUUUCAAACUGUGUCUAUCUUAAAAAUAUGUUAAUUUAAGUUAUUUUAAGUGAGCAUUUAAGUUAUUAUGUACGAAAAUAGACAAAAAGGUACUUAAAUCCAUUGGAUUUUUAUAUAAACAAGGAGACUGGUAUGUACUUUUUAAUAACCUAAUAAAUAUGUGUAAAAUGUUUACAUUCCCAUUCUUGUUCAAGUUCGAAUGUGGCACGUAUGUCUACGUGCGAACAUAAUAUAUGUGUUGAAAUAAAAACCAAUACAGUAUUGA
Messenger RNA from Spodoptera exigua (beet armyworm), 2916 nucleotides. The record is from the annotation of a GenBank genome assembly. NCBI's taxonomy places the organism in Eukaryota, Metazoa, Arthropoda, Insecta, Lepidoptera, Noctuidae.